AAAAUUCUUGAUCGAUUUGAAGAAUUGAAUAAACAUUCAGCAGAUUCAUUAAUUGGCAGUAGAAUUUCUAAUUACUCUGCUUCUGCCAAAAUUUUUGGAUAUGCAUUUGCUCUUUUUUAUGAUCAUAUUCAUUUGGUUCAAAUACUUUCAAUAUUUUCUAAAACUAACUCUACUUUUCACUCUUAUAUUGAUGUUUCUGUAAAAGCUAUUAAUUCGCUUUUUUAUAUUUUUGUUAAG
Messenger RNA from Dentiscutata heterogama, 237 nucleotides. NCBI's taxonomy places the organism in Eukaryota, Fungi, Glomeromycota, Glomeromycetes, Diversisporales, Gigasporaceae. The record is from the annotation of a GenBank genome assembly.